CCCUGCCACGGUCACUCUAUUCGAGAUACCUGGAAAGUUUGCAAGUUUUUUCGUUUUGAUAAACUAUCAAUUGUUAAAAUGGUGGUCAAAGCUGUCUGCGUAAUUAAUGGCGAUGCCAAGGGCACUGUUUUCUUUGAACAACAGAGCAGCGACACGCCCGUGAAGGUCACCGGCGAGGUGUGCGGCCUGGCCAAGGGUCUGCACGGAUUCCAUGUGCACGAGUUCGGGGACAACACCAACGGCUGCAUGUCAUCGGGGCCGCAUUUCAAUCCCUACGGCAAGGAGCAUGGCGCCCCCGCCGACGAGGACCGCCACCUGGGCGAUCUGGGCAACAUUGAGGCCACUGGCGACUGCCCCACGAAGGUCAACAUCUCCGACUCGAGGAUCACGCUGUUCGGCGCCGACAGCAUCAUCGGACGCACCGUGGUGGUCCACGCCGAUGCCGAUGAUCUCGGCAAGGGUGGCCACGAGCUGAGCAAGUCCACGGGCAACGCCGGUGCUCGCAUUGGAUGCGGCGUCAUUGGCAUUGCCAAGAUCUAACUGAUAAUCUAUUCCGAAGUCGGCCCUUGUGCUGAACUACUCUAUUUAGCACUACCUACUGGAGAUAUGCAAAAGAUACGAUAUACUUCUACAUAUACAUAGCCUGUGGUCUGUUAGUUUAAUACGCAACCUUAAAGGUUCAAUAAAUUGGUGUUUUUAAAUUGACCUAUACCCGAA
Drosophila elegans is the source of this 717-nucleotide messenger RNA. It is a transcript of the gene Sod1, whose product is annotated as superoxide dismutase [Cu-Zn]. Gene Ontology annotation, molecular function: copper ion binding; superoxide dismutase activity. The transcript has 2 exons. Gene Ontology annotation, biological process: removal of superoxide radicals. Lineage: Eukaryota; Metazoa; Arthropoda; Insecta; Diptera; Drosophilidae. The record is from RefSeq and is a predicted model, not a curated record. The coding region runs from base 79 to 540 and encodes 153 amino acids.